CUGCCAUGGGACGCGUAAUCCGUGGGCAGAGGAAGGGAGCCGGCUCCGUGUUCCGUGCGCACGUGAAGCAUCGUAAAGGAGCUGCGCGGCUGCGCGCCGUGGACUUUGCUGAGCGGCACGGCUAUAUCAAGGGUAUUGUGAAGGACAUCAUCCACGACCCCGGCCGUGGCGCGCCCCUCGCUAAGGUGGUCUUCCGGGACCCGUACCGGUUCAAGAAGCGUACAGAGCUGUUCAUCGCAGCUGAGGGCAUACAUACGGGCCAGUUCGUGUACUGCGGCAAGAAGGCCCAGCUCAACAUCGGCAAUGUUCUCCCCGUCGGGACCAUGCCUGAGGGUACCAUCGUGUGCUGCCUGGAAGAGAAGCCUGGGGACCGGGGCAAGCUGGCUCGGGCCUCCGGGAACUACGCCACAGUGAUUUCCCACAACCCCGAGACCAAGAAGACCCGUGUGAAGCUGCCCUCCGGUUCCAAGAAGGUCAUCUCCUCCGCCAACAGAGCCGUGGUUGGUGUGGUGGCUGGGGGUGGCCGCAUUGACAAGCCCAUCCUGAAGGCUGGUCGUGCCUACCACAAAUACAAAGCCAAGAGAAACUGCUGGCCUCGUGUGCGGGGUGUGGCCAUGAACCCUGUGGAGCAUCCCUUCGGAGGUGGUAAUCACCAACACAUCGGGAAACCCUCCACUAUCCGCAGGGAUGCCCCUGCUGGCCGAAAAGUUGGUCUCAUUGCUGCUCGCCGUACUGGGCGGCUCCGGGGAACCAAGACUGUACAGGAGAAGGAGAACUAGAGCUGCGAGCUCAAUAAAG
Molecule: messenger RNA, 798 nt
Organism: Chrysochloris asiatica (Cape golden mole)
Lineage: Eukaryota; Metazoa; Chordata; Mammalia; Afrosoricida; Chrysochloridae
Product: 60S ribosomal protein L8-like
Exons: 5
Coding region: 6-779 (257 amino acids)
Biological process (GO): cytoplasmic translation
Cellular component (GO): cytosolic large ribosomal subunit; ribosome
Molecular function (GO): RNA binding; structural constituent of ribosome
Source: RefSeq, a predicted model, not a curated record